AUGGCGUCCGCGUUUCAAAAUGCGUGGCAAACUGCGCUUGAAGCCGAAGGGAAGCUUCUAAAGAGCCUUGCCGAGAAGGAGCCUACGUUUACCGAAAUCUCGCAUUACCUUUCCGAGUUUCGCGCCGCUUGUCAGAAUGCCAUAAUCCAAGACUUUGAAACAUCUCGCUCUAUCGAUGUUGAAACCCGACUCUGGGAUGCACAUGUUAAAAUUAACACCCGGUUUCGCAAAUUACUCUCCCGCUUUCGCGAGGAGAAUGCAAAGAAGAAGCCGGUAGAAAGACGCAAACUCGAAAAGCAUUACCUUGACUUUAUCAAAUCUAGCCAGAGAUUUUAUCGAGGAUAUAUACAGCAGUUGUCGUCGCACUUCGGAGGUAUCCCGGAGCUUGAAAAAGUUGCGCGGAAGUUCAACUUUGACAAUUUAUCGGCGCAGCCUCCAGUCGAGGCUUCUGACGCUCUCCGUGCAUGUGUCCUUCAAUCAUGCCAUUCAACACUUAUCCGUCUUGGCGAUCUGUCGCGUUACCGCGAGACCGAACUGGUGAGCAAGGACCGCAAUUGGGGUCCCGCUAUUGGCUACUAUGACUUGGCUAUAGCCAUCUAUCCUGCUUCAGGCGCAUCGCACAACCAGUUGGCAGUAAUAGCCCUCGCUGACGGCAAUCACUUGCGGGCCACUUACCACCUAUACCGAGCCCUAGCUGCCCAGGAGCCUCAUCCAUCUGCCAAGGGUAAUUUGGAGAUAGAAUUCAGAAAGGUGCGCCAUGCUUGGCGUAAAAGAGAGUUAAUUCGUCCCGAGGAUGCAGGGAUUCCGGGGCGAGCGUUGGCCCCUUGGUUCGUUUAUCUUCACGCCCAAUGCUACAAAGGAAAUGAUUUUCCCGAGCAUGAUGAGCUUGAGAGUGAAGUUCUGAACCAGCUAGCCGUUGACUUGAAGGAGCGCUCACUUGAAGGGACGCUUCAAAAGUUCUGCCUCAUUAACAUCGCAGCAGAGGACUUCUCGUGGACGCAGCCCGAUGAAGAGUCAGUGUCCAAUUCACGGCUAUUUUUUCAGCGCAUCAACGUUAAGACAUUUUUCACGCUGCUCCAAAUCCUUCUAGCAGAGCUGGAGAGGUUUGCCGUCGAAGACUCGCUCAGCAAAGACGCGAAGAGCGGACCGGACAAGGUCACCGCUGUUGCGCGCCGCGUACUACCUGCUCUACGACAUUAUAGUUCUUGGCUCCUUAUCGUCAAUCAUUCACUGGUGGCACAUAAGGAAGAGAAGGAUACCCCUCUCGCUGUUCAAAUUACGGAGUUUUGGAAGAUCUAUGCCAAUACGUUGAGCCUCCUCGCAUCAACUUUCGACGUUGUUCAUCUUCCGGAAAUCGACUACCUCUUGGAAGAAGAUGAGGAGACUCUGGGGUUUGCGCCGCUCGACAAAGACGCCGCGUCCCGUCGCUAUUUGAGUGCUACUGGCCAGCAGAAGCCCCGAAUGACCGAUGUUGGAGUCGAAAGAAGUCAUCCAAACAUUGAGAUGCUGUACCGGAUCCGUGAAUUCGUGAUUGACGGUCUUGAUCUAGUUGUGAGCAACAGAAUUCCUAUAGCCCUUGUGGAUGAUGAGGAUAAGAAGACCUUUAUCUACAAAGAAGAGGGCCUUCCUUCCCAGUUCUUCGCCAGCCCCUCCGGGCAUCAUAACACGCUCUCCACGGCGAGCGUUGAACGAGAGGAUGUUCAGCAGGCCACUAAGGACGCAAAUUACGUUGCGGAUUCAAGGAGCACUUUUGGCGGUUCGCAAUCUGCCUCUGCUUCAAUGUCCGCUAAUAUGCAUCGCAUUGUCGAAGGGGUCGAACGACUGGUUGAGUCGGACACGUACGAAAACGCUCCCGCACUUCCGGACCAGCUGGCUUUCCCUCGAAACACCAAUCACCAAUCAAUACCUAGCAAUUUCUUCGAAUCUGGCCUCAAUUCGAGCCUUCGCGAGACAGAUGCCGCUGUUCGCUAUCCUCCGAUUGCUCCUCCUGGCCUCCAGCUCUCAAUGCCAAACCCCACAGCUGGGUCAGCAGCUCCACUGUCCCAGUCCUACACUUCUCGUCCUACCCUUCCCGGUAUUCCGAGUAUUUGGAGCAGCGGACUGUCACCUGACAUUGGUGGAUCCUCGGCUCCAAGGACGCCUCCAGGCUUGGGACAACAUCCAGGUCAAGCCAAUACAGCAGACACCAGAAGCCCAGACCCUCACCAUGCAUCCCCUGAUAUGACCACAAACGAGCCCAUCUUCCGGAAAAGCCUCGUUGGACAAACCUCAAUGCACGACCUUCUUGGCGGGUCAAGCUCAAUGUCCCCUUGGAUGUCUUCUUCAACUCCUGCAGCUUAUCAUGGUCUUUCGGGAACAGGCUGGGAUAGAAGCCCUCUGGGAAGAGCGGCUUCCCCUCCUUCUCUCGGAGUACCAAGCCAGCCCAUGUCAAGUGGCUUAGCAAAUGCAUCAUGGGCCAACGAUGCGUUCCUGGCUAGUACAUUAUCCUCCGGAGCGGGCUUCCCAAGUUCUGGUCCCAGCAAUCGUCGAUCUGCUUCACAUUUCGGUGCUAUCGGGCAGACUCCAUCUUACGGCCAGGGCGGGUGA
Aspergillus udagawae is the source of this 2586-nucleotide messenger RNA. RefSeq lists its product as uncharacterized. Gene Ontology annotation, cellular component: telomerase holoenzyme complex. The record is from RefSeq and is a predicted model, not a curated record. Gene Ontology annotation, biological process: nuclear-transcribed mRNA catabolic process, nonsense-mediated decay. The transcript has 7 exons. The coding region runs from base 1 to 2586 and encodes 861 amino acids. Lineage: Eukaryota; Fungi; Ascomycota; Eurotiomycetes; Eurotiales; Aspergillaceae. Gene Ontology annotation, molecular function: protein binding; telomeric repeat DNA binding; telomerase RNA binding.